Molecule: messenger RNA, 2304 nt
Organism: Dracunculus medinensis (Guinea worm)
Lineage: Eukaryota; Metazoa; Nematoda; Chromadorea; Rhabditida; Dracunculidae
Source: the annotation of a GenBank genome assembly
UUGACAUUUAAAUUCGAUUUUAAGGUUCCAAUAACAUCACGUGAUGAAGGAAAUUUGUUGCGAGAUGGUUAUUUAGAAGAAGUGGAAGAACUUUCAUUUUUUAUACAGCACAAUCUAACAGUACAAUGUGAUCUGAAGAGCUCUGGUUUUUGUUCAUUUCAAGAUAUUUGUUCGGGGAAUUGCAAUGAUAAUCAAGUGAUACCUAUAUUUCGACUAAUUUAUCGAAAUGAUUCAAGACGUUUUCAUCCAAAUUUUCGCCUCACAUAUCCCACAAUGCAUAUUUAUAAUGAUGAAUAUUAUAUAGGUGAACACUUCGCUGGAAUUUCAGUUAAUAGAACCACGAAUCGUAUCAGCAAAAUCAAAUUAGUAAUUUCAUUCCCAAAUUUAUUAAAAUUACACAUUAAAAAUUUUAAAAAUUCCUUUAGAUGGGAAAAAAAAUUGUUAUCAUAUGUGCAAUCAUUUCGACAUCCAUUUAUCAAUAUCAGUUGCAGCAGUGAUGGCUUAUUUUCGCAUGAAGUUCGUCGGAAUGGUAUUUCUUGUAUUCCCUACUUUAUUUUAUCGGUUACAGCCGUAUUUUCGUUUAUUCUCAUUACUAAUCAAAGAUCGAAUAUCAGUGAAGGUUUAUUCAUCGCUUUCGUUGGUACCAUUGGACCAUUAAUGGCUAUUUGUACAACAUUUACAGUACUAUUAGCUAUUGGCAACGAAUUUAAUUCAAUAACAUUGGUUGUACCAUUUUUAAUUAUGGGAGUCGGAUGCGAUGACGUAUUUAUCAUUGUACAUGCAUGGCGUAAAACGAGUUCGAAUGACCUAAUUGUAACGACAAUGAGUGAAGCUGGUCCAUCAAUAACAGUGACCUCAGUUACAAAUGCACUAAGUUUUGGAAUUGGAAUUCUUACGAGUACACCUGCUAUACGCCUUUUUUGCAUAUACGCCACGCUUGGUGUACUUAUUGACUUCAUUUAUCAGAUAACUUUCUUUGGUGCAGCGAUGGUUUAUCAAGGUCCAAAAAGAAUUGUAAAUGAAUCAAAGGCCAGUGAUAACAAUCGAAUUAAUCGCUGGCGUUUGAUGGUAUUUGCCUUUGUCAUUACUUAUUGGUUGGUCUCUAUUUAUGGAUGCCUAACGAUGCCGGUUAAAAUGGAUAGCACUAAUCUACUUUUGCGCGAUUCUCCCUUGAACAACGUCGCAUGGCUGUACGAAAAAUAUUUAUGGAGUGAAGGGUCUUUGUUUUUUGUGUUCAUCAAUAAUCCACCAGAAUUACGUUACGAAAACAAUCGUAAUCGCAUGUUGAAUUUGGUCAAACGUUUUGAGACUUUGGAAUAUUCAAUGGGACACAAUUCAACGUCAAUAUGGCUUCGAUCAUUUCUUUCUCAAGCUUCGCUUUAUGAAAAUGAGCAAAAUAAUGACUUUUAUUUUCUCUUGGAUGAUUGGCUUACGGAUGAAGGAAGACGAUGGAACGAUUUCAUUCGAGUCGAACGUUUCAACCAAACUAUCAUUGGCAUUAAACGAUUCUUUUUCGCCACAGCAAUUGCCAUGGGAAAUCAUUCGUCAUGGGUACUUCGCGCUCGAUUACAAAAUGCAUGGCGAGAUUUGGCAUUUUUCUAUCAACAAUAUAAUGUGACUGUUUAUCAACCAUAUAGCUUCUAUGUUGACCAGCUAAAUUCGAUAAGGCCAACAAUGAUCAGUACAGUGAUAACAGCGAUGGUCGCUAUGGCAUUGAUUUGUUUUCUAACUAUUCCAUCAAAUUUAUCCAUUAUUUUUAGCUGCUUGGCGAUGUUGUCGAUAAACAUUGGAGUUUUUGGCGGCUUAUCUCUCUGGAAUGUUUGCUUGGAUCCUUUAACGAUGUGCACGACCCUUACCUCAAUCGGAUUUUCAGUUGAUUUCACAGUCCAUAUAUGUUACCAUUAUUAUCGGUGCUCGAGCAGCAAAAUUCCCGAAGAGAGACUUCGAGAUGCUUUAACAUCAAUCGGUUGGCCAAUGAUACAAGCAGGUCUGUCGACAGUACUCUGCGUUUCGCCGCUGCUUUUAGUCGAUUCUUAUAUGGUGUCAGUUUUUUUAAAGACCAUAUUCCUUGUAAUUUCUCUUGGACUAUUACAUGGGAUUUUGUUUCUUCCAUCUUUAUUGCUUACUGUUACACCACUAAAUAUCACUAAAAAAAAGAUUCAAAAUGAACCAGGAAAAAAAUUGAAAACACAUAUGGACUCCAAAAAUACUUUCGUCUCUCCAAACAGCAAUCCCAGUUUAAAACACCAGUUUAAAUUAACUUCAACUAAAUUACCUAGACUCAUUCACAACUCAUCGAUGUAA